AUGGCUUCUCGUCCGGAGCGUACCUCUCGUCUGGAUAGUCGAAGCCGAAUGCGGCCACCCGCCGCCCAGCCUGCCCGUAUUGAGGCCAAAGGAACCACCUUGUUACGCGACCGCGAGGAUACUUUUGACAUUGGGCAUUGGAACUCCUCCUCCCUUGCAAGACGCGAGCGCUCUCGUUCGCAACACAGUUGCGAUUCCUCGCGAGGCGAACGCGAAGAGGAUGAGGCGGUCCUUCAGCGACGGGAGAAGCAAAUCAGUUUCGGCAAGAACACACCUGAUUAUGACCGUUACAUCAAAGCCAUACCCAAACACGAGCGCACAGCGGGUAUGCCGCGGACGCCCAACAAAUACCGAAAGUUCAGCCGACGUCAAUGGGAUGGUUUGGUCAAAGUUUGGAAACGCAACUUGCAUCGAUGGGACAAGCUGGACUCAAGUGACGAGGAAAACGAUAGCAGCCAUUUGUCAGUCAAACCCAGCCCUCAGCCCGUCAUGAGGUCCAAUUUCUUAACUAACAAAGAUGUAGCCAAUGGUGCGUGGACCCAGUCCAAAAAUUGGGAAGAGGAACUGAAAGAAGCCGAAGCCCGAUUAGACCAAUACGAUCAGGUGGAUUCGGAUGGAACAGCGGGUGAGCAACGAACGGGCUUGUACCAAGAUCAGGCGUUCCCGGGUGAUGCCUUUUGUGAACGACUCAGCCCAUACGCGUCGAUAGCUUGCAUGAUCUGUUGCCUCCUCUUGGCAUUGGCCACCCUUAUGGGCUACUUGCCCUAACCCCUCGCUCCAACUGCCCAUCAACCUGGACUCCUUUUCUAAUGGAUUUCUUUCUUGACCUCAGGUGAAGCCACUCAAGACCCAACGACCAAAGAAUCAACUCAUACGGAAGUCGCCACACACGACGAUGAAGCCUCAAACUCCCCGGUGGAGGAAAUCGAGUUCAUCGAUUGACUACGUGACUGCUCUGAUAUUACUCGCAUACUUUCACACAUCUAAUAAAUCCAAUGUUUAAUGUA
Messenger RNA from Tigriopus californicus, 1007 nucleotides. It is a transcript of the gene Slbp, whose product is annotated as histone RNA hairpin-binding protein-like. Gene Ontology annotation, molecular function: mRNA binding; histone pre-mRNA stem-loop binding. The record is from RefSeq and is a predicted model, not a curated record. The transcript has 3 exons. Gene Ontology annotation, cellular component: cytoplasm; histone pre-mRNA 3'end processing complex. Gene Ontology annotation, biological process: mRNA transport; mRNA 3'-end processing by stem-loop binding and cleavage. Bases 1 to 768 code for a protein of 255 amino acids. NCBI's taxonomy places the organism in Eukaryota, Metazoa, Arthropoda, Copepoda, Harpacticoida, Harpacticidae.